Molecule: messenger RNA, 4671 nt
Organism: Saccharomyces paradoxus
Lineage: Eukaryota; Fungi; Ascomycota; Saccharomycetes; Saccharomycetales; Saccharomycetaceae
Gene: IRC20
Product: E3 ubiquitin-protein ligase IRC20
Exons: 1
Coding region: 1-4671 (1556 amino acids)
Biological process (GO): DNA damage response; protein polyubiquitination
Cellular component (GO): nucleus
Molecular function (GO): ATP binding; ATP-dependent chromatin remodeler activity; ubiquitin protein ligase activity
Source: RefSeq, a predicted model, not a curated record
AUGUCUGAUGUAGGUGCCCUUUUAGCAAGGGAGUACAAUGUGGCUGCCGAAAGAUGCGACUUUUUCCUAGAAGACGGUUCAUUUGACUCAGUGAUAGCGGUAUUACCAGCGCUAAAUCAGAAACAAGAGACUGUAACUCAAAAAAUUAGCAAGAACGGAAAAGAACUACUCAAUGUGGCCUCGGUAAAUAUUGAUAUACCAGAGCGUAUAAGCCUUUCUAAUGACAGAAAGCAAUCAUCUAAAUUUAUUGUCGAUAUAGAAAUCUUACCUUGUGAAAAUGAUAAGGAGGCAAUACUUGUUGUUUCAUCAGAUUCCGUAUCCUUAUUUCAAAUCGGGUUUCAAAUAGAGAACGAUUCAAAAUUUGCUGUUGACAAACAACUUCCACUGAUCUUAGAUAUAUGUGCUCAUAAAAGUCAAGAAAAGACCCUGAGAGAUCAGUUAGCAAAUCGUAAAUCCUUAGAAGGCAGGCCGUCAAGAAAGAGAAGGAAAAAAAAUUCAGGUGUUAACGAUCCUGAAAAAAAACUAAAAAGUCGUAUACAUGAGUUCUCUUUGUCUUACAAAGAUUUUGAAUGCUCUCCAGUCAUAUUAAGUUACAAUGAUUCUUCUUCGACAUGGAUUUUAUCCUUUACUUUGAAGUUGAAGUUCUUAAAUAAUAAAUUCAAUCGGUUUUCUCUGGAGGCUAACCAAAUAUUGGAUUUGACGUUCUCUGAUAGGAACGAGAACGAAUUUGAGCGAUAUCACAAGCAUAGUCAUAUCCAUUCAAAUUUCAUUCAAAAACAAUUUACUUCUCAAAUCUUGGAAUAUAGUAAAGAUAGGCUAUCAAAAAUCAAACCAUUCUUAUCCCAAUCUAUACCAGACCUGAAAGUCAGUCUUUUACCAUUCCAAAGAGAGAGCGUUGAGUGGAUGUUAAUCAAAGAAGGGCAUGGUUUUUCUCUUAGUGAUGCGCCUAUUGUCGUCGACGAAAUCGGGCUCAGAAAUUUUAUGAACGAAUACUAUGCGUACGGUUAUGAACUGAUUGCACGGAGCACUGAUGAGGUAGGGCCAUCUUUGUUAUGGAACAAAUUAACAGGCUAUAUUUUAACUACAGACGAUGCUGCUUAUUUGUAUAACCAAUAUAGGAAGGAAAGAUUAAGUAAUGACGAGCCAGUUCAUGCAAAAGGGGUGUUAGCGGAGGAGAUGGGGUUGGGUAAAACAAUUGAAAUUUUAUCACUAAUACUUCUAAAUAAAAGGAAAUUAAAAGACUCAAAGGUAACGUUUAUUGACGACGAAAAUAGAACAAUAACAAAAACGAAAACAACUUUGAUUAUCUGUCCCAAUGCUAUCUUAAAACAAUGGCUUGAAGAAAUCGAAUUACAUGCAAAUUCAUUAAAAUGGUAUAAUUAUAAAGGAUAUAAUGAGAUAAUGAGAAAUUGCAAAACUGUAGACGAAGCUGUUCAACAACUGUGCCAAUACGAUAUUAUAGUUACGUCGUAUAACGUUAUUGCAACAGAAGUUCAUCACGCUGAGUUUAACCGUAGCAUCAGAUCAAGAAGGUUAAAAAGCCCGAAGUAUGAUUAUUCUUCACCAUUAGCUUUGAUGCAGUUUUAUCGGAUCAUUCUGGAUGAAGUUCAAAUGCUACGUAGUUCAUCAACAUACUCUGCAAAAUGCACGAGCCUACUUCAUAGAAUACACACAUGGGGUGUCUCUGGGACCCCAAUACAGAACAUUUACAACUUUAGGAUGAUCAUGUCGUAUUUAAAGCUGCAUCCAUUCUGUGAUGAGGUUGAUUUUAUUCGGGCUCUUCAAGAAGAAAUAAAACUGAGAAAUGAGGUUAACGAUUACACCAGCAAUGAUUUGAUAUGUCAAUUAAAGGGUGUUCGGUUUUCUAUCAAAGAGUGCAUGAACAUUUUUUAUAGGUAUGACCUUUGUAUAAGGCAUUCUAAAGCCGAUGUUGCGUCUCAAAUUCAUAUCCCUCAACAACACAACUUCAUCAUUCCCCUGGAGUUUGCGCCUAUCGAGUGGGACAAUUAUCUGAAUCUUUGGAACAACUUUUUAGAGUUAAGUGGCUAUAAUUCAGAUGGCAGUGGGUCACCUCGUGUAACUAAUGCCUUCCUAAACGAAUGGUUAGCUAGACUGCGAUACAUAUGUUGCCACGCAUUAUUUCCAGAAAUUUUAAAUACCCGACAGAAGCGUCUUCAUGGGCAUUUGACAAAGAUUUCAAAUAUAGACGAUAUUUUAAUUUCUAUGCGGAUGGACGCAUUUGACAAUCUAAUUGGCUAUUACAGAGAGAGAUUCCAUUUAUCGAUCAAGCAGGCACAGUACGAACUUGAAGUUUUCAACACACCGACCAAAGCCCUUGAAUCAUUUAUAAAAAUCCGAGACGAUUUGAUAAUACACAUACGCCGAAAAUUCAACGUCGAGGAUCCGUUUGAUAAGUCGUUGAACCUUAGUGAAGAUGAAGACGGACAGAUGAACGAAAAAUUUGACGAAGAGGGAACAUUUUCUGGUGAAGAAAGUAAUAGACGACCAACUGCUGCUAAGAACCACGAUAAUCACAGCGAUGAGGAAAUAUUAUCCGACCACCUAAAGAAGAAAGGAUUACGUGCUAUGAUGAAUUUGCUGCAUGAUUGCUAUUUCUUCCUCGGUUCUGUUUAUUACAACUUGGGCUCUCGUAAGCUAGAAGAAGCUGAUGACAAGCAUCAUGAAGAGAAAACUGAAAAAUUGGUAUAUUCUGAUAUUUUUCCAAAGAAUGAAUUGGAAGAAAUUGAAAACAAUAGACUUUUAGAACAAGAAAAUUACAGAAAUGCAGAAAUUUUGAGAAAAUUAAUCCUUUCCUCUGAGGCUAGAAAAGUUGAUACGACAAUUAAAAUCGCCAGAACUAGAUUUGCUCACACUACGAGCAAUAUACCUUUACGUUUAAUGAAUAUUGAGUUUGAUCACAAAAAUGACUACUCAUCUAAUUUGGCAGUAUCCCGUUGUUUCAAGUCUUUAAGUAAAUUAAUAGAAAGAUUGAAUGAACAAACUAAAAACUUCAACGAGUUGUUGGAUGAGUUACUCCUUACCAUCUAUGAACCAGUCUACAGUACAGAGGACAAUGAUACUGGUAAUAAAAUUAUCGACAAUGAAGAAUACUCAACGUCGAUCGAUAGUCAAGAUAAAAUAUUCAGUCUUCUUGGUUGCUUGGAGAUAAUUUUACAGAAUAGGGACAAUAUUCUAACUUCAGAGUCAGAAGUUAAAAUCCCUAAGCAUUUGGUACCAGAAGGAUCAAUGAUUUCAAAAUAUCAAAAGCAGUUGUUGAACAACUUGCACUUGAUUUCAGGAACACCUUUACGAGCUAUCUUUGAUGAAGUGAAGAAUAGUAGAAUAGUAAGACGAAUAUCUUUAAACAGUGAAAGCGAAUCCUCCAUUCAAAAUUUUGAAGACUACUUACUUCAGUAUGAGAAGGAAAGUAAAAAUCUGUUCAAGUACAAUAAGCAGAUUAGAGAAUCAUUGAAAAGUCUGGGAUCAAUUUAUAAUGCCAAGACCGAGUAUUAUAGCCAGUUACAAAGAAUUUCCGAUUCUUUGGUGUCCCUGCAUUCUUUGAGCCCGCCACAACUCGGCCAUCUAACAAGAACUAUUAAUAAGUCAUUGGGCGGUACACUGGAUGCAAAAAUCAACAACACCGAAUCACGGUUAAUAUAUUUAAAGAAUCUGUCCAAGUUAAAAGACACAUUGAACGAUAAUCAAAUAUUGAGCUGCUCUAUCUGUUUGGGAGAAGUUGAAAUGGGUGCUAUUAUUAAGUGUGGGCAUUAUUUUUGCAAGAAUUGUAUCCUUACUUGGUUACGAGCUCACAGUAAAUGCCCUAUAUGCAAAAGUUUCUGUAGUGUAUCGGAGGUUUACAACUUUAAAUUCAAGAACUCAACGGAAAGGAAGGAAAAGCAAGUUCAGGAACCACAAAGGGAGGGUGCCGAUUCGUCUCAAGAUAAUUUGAAUGGAAAUUCUAUUUUAUCUAAUAUGAGCGAGGUGGAAAAAUUAUUUGGAAAUAAGUACAAGCAAUUCCAUCAAAUCAAUGAAGUUCAUCAAAUUCACAUAAAGGAAAGCUUUGGCGCUAAGAUUGAUUUCGUUAUCAAGUUAAUAUCUUAUCUGAGAUUAAAAAGUGAGCAGGAAAACGAUGAUCCGCCACAAGUUAUUCUGUACUCUCAAAAGACAGAAUAUUUAAAGGUCAUUGGCAAGGUCUUAAAAUUGUAUCACAUUGAAUAUUUGGCAUGUUUAUCCAAUACAGCCGGUGUCGGUGAGACUAUAAAUAACUUUAAACGUCAGCCUUCGGUGACUUGCCUACUCUUAAACGUGAAAACUUUAGGUGCAGGACUAAAUUUGAUCAAUGCAAAACACAUUUUCCUGCUAGAUCCUAUACUUAAUAAUAGUGAUGAGCUACAGGCCAUGGGAAGGAAUAAUCGUAUAGGACAAGAUAGAGAAACUUUUGUAUGGAACUUCAUGAUUAAAAAUACGAUUGAAGAAAACAUUCUCAGAUAUAAAUGUAUACUCGAAGAGCGCAAAAGGAAGGAAAAGUCAAAAAGAAGCGAUAAUCACGACAGUACACAAGGCGAGAGAGACGACGAAGAAAAUGAUGAUGUGAAGUUUGAGAUAAGUGUGGGCGACCAAGAAGUCAGCAAUGAACACUUAUGGAAUUGCUUUUUUCACGGCAGUGAUUAG